AUGGACUUUCCUUGUCACGAGUGUGGCCGAGUGGAACAAUUGGAGAAUCUCCGCGUUUGUCUCUUACACAAACAUCGAUCGUUUGCAGAGUUAAAAUCGCUUGUUGUCUGUAAUCGAUGCGCUUCAUCGACUCAUCGAAAUUGUUACGAUCAUCAGACAGCAAUUCAAGCAUUGAAAGAAGCUAAAUACGAGGAAUUGGGCGAAACGAUUCAGACAAUUUUGAGGAAUCUUUCCAUCGAUGUACAACAAUUUCAAUUGUUGAUCAAUGAGAAAAUACAGAAAUUGACCCAAAAACGCGACGAAUUGCACGAAGUUGGCGUGGGAAGAGCAAAGAAUCUGUUCCGAGAAAUUGCGGCUGAAGAAAAUAUGACAGCAAUCACUACUCAAUUGGAAAAUAUCUUCAAUCAAGUGCAUAAUUUGAUCGAUGGACAAGCGGGCAAAAAGAAGAGUGCUUCGAAGCUUCCCAUCGAAACCCCAAUUCUCAGCAAUGCCCCACGUGCGGUCGAACGGAACCUAAGCCAAAUGUCAAUUUCAAAUCGAUCUGAAUCUCGUUCCUCUAUCGAUCAACCUCCACCACCAUAUUCGCCCCCAGAUCUCGGCUUCGGUGGCAUAGCCAAUCGUCCACCACCAAGAGAACCAGUCUCGAUUUUGUCAAACCGACAACCAGAUGACGAGCCAAGAGCUUCUAGAUCUUCUCAACGACGUGGAAAUGAUGGUGGCCGAUCAGUUCCCCGUAGCGCUUCACGGACUCGCUUCAGAAUUCAAGGCAAAGAUCACACAUUCAGGGAUCUUUCACCGAAUGGAUCGGACGAUGAAAGUGACUCUGCUUCAGUGGCUUCUGGCGGAAUCGAGCAGCGAAUCAAUUACAAUUAUCAAUCCGAGGGCUAUAAACCGACAAAGAAAUGCAAUAUUCACUCAAAGCAUAUCUGGGAAGUUACAGAUCUCUCCGAGCAACUUCUCGACAAUCGAUAUCUUUCUUUCAAAUUGCAAAACAGAACAAAUGAGAGAAUGCUGGUGAAAUUCACGAGAUGGGAGCCGCAUGCGAAAAAUUGUGGUGGAUGGGUUCGCUUCGAUUUCCCAUCAAAAGGGAUAAGAGAAGAUCGUAGAUAUUACAAGAAUUCCUUCGAAUUGGGCCGUGGGGAAACCUGCCAAAUCGUGAUCGAUUUCUCGAAAGUUCGAACGAAAUUAGAUGAAUGGGCUGAGACUCAAGAUCCAUCACUUUUCCCGUUUGUGAUGAUGAAAGGAUUGACGCAAUUGGAUUCACAAGGGAAAUUUCGGAUAGCUUUUGUGACAAUUCGAUGUAUGCACACGGCAGAUGGUUGGAUUCCCUAUCAAGCCUUUGAGGCACCGAGAGAUCAUAUCUGUUUCGAGAAGGAAUUUCGACAAGAACACGAUUGU
Messenger RNA from Mesorhabditis belari, 1398 nucleotides. NCBI's taxonomy places the organism in Eukaryota, Metazoa, Nematoda, Chromadorea, Rhabditida, Rhabditidae. The record is from the annotation of a GenBank genome assembly.